Messenger RNA from Trichomonas vaginalis G3, 768 nucleotides. RefSeq lists its product as uncharacterized. NCBI's taxonomy places the organism in Eukaryota, Parabasalia, Trichomonadida, Trichomonadidae. The transcript has a single exon. The record is from RefSeq and is a predicted model, not a curated record. Bases 1 to 768 code for a protein of 255 amino acids.
AUGCAAAAUUCAAUUCCAAUUGAUAAGCUAAAAGAAACUAUUUUGGCAAUACACAAUCUCGAUAUAGCUACAAAGCAAGCUAUGAACAUAGAAGAACAAUUCAAUAAGCAACCAACAACAACUUCUGCAACAGACUGUGAUAAUUUUUAUAAAAAGAUCGAUGAAUCUUUUCAACAAUCAAUUGAGCAUAUUAUAGAAUCAAUAUCAUCUGUUGGUUCUGCAAUAGCACAGAAAAAGAGCAAUUUAUCAGCAGAAGAGAGACUUCCUCAGAAAUUUGAAGUAGAUGCAUUACUAUUUUCAUUCUAUUUCGGAAAGCCAAAGUAUGUAGGUUCACCAAUUCCCACACAUUGUGGCUGUUUUGCCUAUAAAAUCAAAAAAUUAUUUCCAAAUAUGUUCAUUUGCUUCAAAAACAAUACUAAUUUCAUGCUCAUGAUUAUACACAAUGUCAACGAAACUUCAAUUGAUGCUUACGAUCCUUAUGAUCCAAAUCCAACUCCACAACUUGUUACUUUAACUAGCGAACAAUGGACACCAUUGCCUGUUAUAAUACCUAUGAAGCCAUCAAAGCGAUGGGAAUUCACAAGAACUGAAAAAGUGCUUGCUUUGCCUCAUAUUGAACAUUCACAUAUAUUUUAUCCAGCCACAGUAAUCUAUACACCUGCAGAUGCACAAAGUGAAACUAGAGGAUACACUUUAGAUAUAGAAGGAUACGGACAACAAGUUAUUCCCGAACAAUACGUUAUAAAAAUACCUCCGAGCUGGCUUUGA